This is a messenger RNA of Melozone crissalis (California towhee), 6364 nucleotides long. RefSeq names its product A-kinase anchoring protein 5 (gene AKAP5). Gene Ontology annotation, molecular function: molecular adaptor activity; GABA receptor binding; protein kinase A regulatory subunit binding. The coding region runs from base 1388 to 4054 and encodes 888 amino acids. Gene Ontology annotation, biological process: positive regulation of adenylate cyclase activity. NCBI's taxonomy places the organism in Eukaryota, Metazoa, Chordata, Aves, Passeriformes, Passerellidae. The record is from RefSeq and is a predicted model, not a curated record. The transcript is spliced from 3 exons. Gene Ontology annotation, cellular component: plasma membrane; dendritic spine; excitatory synapse.
UCCCUGUAGUUCAUCAGCUGCACUGGGAAGUUCUUUUUCUGAAGCUCUCCCAUCAAUCAUCACAGCUGGAGAUGUGAUUUUUUUAAGUCAGAUCUCAGCUGCUUUGGAGAGAAGAAAGGCUCCGAUAACAGAGGCACUUUCUCUGGUGUUUUGGGCAUGGAUUAGUUUGAAGCCAAGAGCUGGCUGUCCUUAUCUCCACCUCCAAAGGUGUAGCUCUUGCAGCACUCCAACAGUGAGUGCUGAAGGCUGUGAGGGUUUUAGGUGGGACACCAAAAACAGCUGCCAAGAGCAAGCCAGGAACCUUUCGCACCAAGCCAGGACACCCCCAGCGGUCCCUCCUCCCCGCGGGGUGUGCUCCGGGCUCCCUUGCCGCUGGGACCCGAACUACAAACCGCAGCUCGACUGCCGGGAGGAUCUUCACCCCGAGCUCAAGCUGGUGGUUUUCGGGUCUGCAGCUGCCGUGCACAGCCUGGGAGGGGACGGAAGGUUCCUGUGCCAGCGGGCGAGGGAUCCUGCCCCGCCAGGGGAAGGGCUGCUGAUCGGCGAGCGGGGAGCGGCGCUCACCCCCGGCGGCAGGAGGCGGCGAGCAGAUGUGCUGCGGGGGAAGCGUGCCCCGGAUCCCCCUUUUAAUCACCCUACUCCUGAAAAGCAGAGCACGAAAUGCCGUGUAAAGCCCUGCCCGGAGCCCCCGAGCCCGUCCUGCAGAAGUUGGUCUGUUCGUGGUAACACCUUUUUGCAUCCUUCUAUCCAAAAGAUAAAAAGAUGAAAGCCCUGGUCAUGCUUUGCAGCAAAUUUCAUGUAACACGCGAGGGGAACUGAAGCAGAAACCAAAGCCAAGGCAAAGCAGCGUCUGACCUUGUCACUGGGGGGCAGAAAACAGCCACUGCUUCCACUGGUGCUUCCUUCAGCUCCCUGGGCAAUGUGGAAUUGCAGAGAGCUCACAAAGUGCAAGUUCCUUCCAGGUCCGUGGGGUGAAUAAAAAUUGUUAAUUCUUGGCUUGAUUUGUCAUCCUUUGGGGGAAAAAAAAAGGUAUGUCAGCCUGGCCAUUAUACAGUUAGACCAAGCACAACUGGAAGUGGGUUGCUCCAGAGAUGAGAGUGACUGAGGCCAGCAAAGCCAAGGAGAAGCCUGUUCAGCUGCACAUCUACCCGGGAUUCCUUGGAGAGGUGAUAAAGUGAGUAAUAAGGCAAAGUGGGAGUUAUAAAGUGGAUGCGACAGCUCCAGCAGAACUUCUUCUUACUGCCACAUAGGCUCGUUACAAAGCAACAAACGCUAUUUGGAAAUCUGUUUGGGGAAAAAAAUGCACUUUGAGCAUCUCUGCACUUCUUGUGUCUGAAGCAUUGAUCAGGAAAAUCGGCAGUACAACGCCAACAAAGGAGAAGAGAAUAUGGUGAAGGCAGCUAAGGAAAUUGAAAUGGAGAACCCAAGAGAGGCAGAGACUCCCAGCACAGGGGCCACAUGUUCCCCACCAGAGGAACAAGCUAAAAAACCCUCCAUGCUGUGUUUUAAGAAGCGUAAGAAGUCCUGUAAGAAGGGACUGACUGUGAAGGAUGCGUGCGAAGGAGCCUCAGAGGAGAAAAGCCAGUGUGUCAGCGCUGACCAAGGGGAGGCCAAGGCUUCCAAUCCACCACGAUCCUCCAGGGGAACCUGGGCAGCCAUCAAAAACCUUGCCAGGCCUCAGAGAAGGCAGAAAUCCUCCUCACGGAAGAAGGUGCCCUCUGAUUCCCAAGUGCAGCUGGAGGUGGACGCUGAGGAGAGCUGUGCACAAGAACUCCCAAAGAAACGGGCGAGCUCUGGGGUGAAGAUGCCCUGUGUGAGGUUCUCCAGAGGUAAGAAAAAACCCAGCCCCUCAGAAGCAGUGGAGGAGUCAGAGGGCAGUGCUCAAGCAAAUGAAGUGAUGGGUGUUGUGAAUAAGGCUAUUGAAGAGCCAGAGGAUUUGUCCCCGACAGACAAAUCUGAGUCCCUCAGGCCAGUCUCUGCACAGGAGGAGCAGGGUACAGCGAAGCAGGAGCAGCAUAGAAUGAAGGAGGACCAGGAUACAAAGAAGAAGGACCAGGAUACAAUAAAAAAGGACCAGGAUUCAGUGAAAGAGGACAACCAUACAGCAAAGGAAAGUGACACCUCUGUUGGGAAGAGUGAGCCCCCGACAGAGCCCACACGGGAUGCAGAACAUUCGGAGUGCACUGUUCAGCUGGAGAUAACCAGUUCAGAGACAUUUGAUGAAACAGCCCAGGACAAACUGCAGGAAGGGAGUCUGCCCUCAGCCACAGACGAUGAGGAGGGCAGGGCAGUUGCUCCCGAAGUGCCUGCUUCUAAAGAUCAGCCUGACAAUGCCCCUGAAAUCACAGAGUGCCAGGAAAUCCCUCAUAUCUCCAAAGAGGUGCCUGAAAGGGAUGAAUUGGAAAAGAGCAUAAAUCUUUCUAAGGAGUGCAAAGCUGAGGAGACUGUAACUGAUUUCAGUGAGUUGGCAUCCAGAGGUGAUGCAGCGAGUGUGCAGGAAGCAGCAAAUGUGCAGGAUGCAGUGAGUGUAAAGUAUGCUACAGGUGUGCAGGAGGCAGCAAGUGUGAAGCAUGCAGUCAGUGUAAAGUAUGCUACAAGUGUGCAGGAGGCAGACAGUGUGAAGGAUGCAGUGAGUGUGAAGGAUGCAGUGAGUGUGAAGGAUGCAGUGAGUGUGCAAGAGGCAGCAAAUGUGCAGGAUGCAGUGAGUGUGCAGGAUGCAGUGAGUGUGCAGGAGGCAGAGAGUGUGCAGGAUGCAGUGAGUGCACAGGAAGCAGUGAGCAUGCAGGAUGCCACAAGUGUGCAGGAUGCAGUGAGUGUGCAGGAUGCAGUGAGUGUGCAGGAUGCCACAAGUGUGCAGGAUGCAGUGAGUGUGCAGGAUGCCACAAGUGUGAAGGAUGCAGUGAGUGCACAGGAUGCAGUGAGUGUGCAGGAUGCCACAAGUGUGAAGGAAGCAGUGAGUGUGCAGGAGGCAGCAAAUGUGCAGGAUGCAGCGAUAGUGAAGGAUGCCACAAGUGUGCAGGAUGCCAUGAGAGUGCAGGAUGCAGCGAGUGUGCAGGAUGCAGCAAGUGUGCAGGAUGCAGAGAGGGUAAAGGACGCAGCAAAUGUGCAGGAUGCAGCAGGCAUGAAGGAUGCAGUGAGUGUGCAGGAUGCCAUGAGUGUGCAGGAGGCAGCAAGUGUGCAGGAUGUCACAAGUGUGCAGGAUGCAGAGAGUGCACAGGAGGCAGCAAGUGUGCAGGAAGCAGUGAGUGUGGAGGAAGCAGUGAGUGUGCAGGAGGCAGAGAGUGUGAAGGAUGCAGAGAGUAUGCAAGAUACAGCAAGCCUGCAGCAUGCCACAAGUGUGCAGGAUGCAGUGAGUGUGCAGGAGACAGCGAGUGCCCAGGAUGCAGCAAGCGUGAAGGAUGCAGCAGGUGUGCAGGAGGCAGCGAGUGUGGAGGAUGCAGUAAGUGUGCAGGAGGCAGCAAGCGUGCAGGAGGCAGCAAGCGUGCAGGAUGCAGGAAGUGUGCAGGAUGCAGCAAGCGUGCAGGAGGCAGCAAGCGUGCAGGAUGCAGGAAGUGUGCAGGAUGCAGCAAGUGUGCAGGAGGCAGCAAGUGUGGAGGGGGCAGCAGGUGUGCAGGAGGCAGCAAGUGUGCAAGAGGCAGCAAGUGUGGAGGAUGCAGCAAGUGUGCAGGAAUGCUCCAGCCGUCAGAUACUAGAAGCAAAUGCAGGCGCUGGUGUCAGCAUCGUCAUCACCAUCACCGAAGCUGAGGACUCUGACAACACCGACUCUGACCAGGCCUAUGAGCCUUCCCCAGUUUUGCACCAAAAAAAGCAAAAAGGGAAUAAAAAAUCAAACAGGAACGCUGAUGUUGGUCAAAAAGAGGGCCCUGAGGCUGGUGGCGGUCCCCAGGCAGAGGAGAAGGGUCUGGGUGACCAGGGGCACAGAACUGGGGAGCAGUACGAGCUGCUCCUCAUAGAAACCGCCUCCUCCCUCGUGAAGGCGGCCAUUCAGUCAUCCAUAGAGCAGCUGGUCAACGAAAUGGCCCUGGAACAGAAUAAGCACAACAGCUUUCUGUGAUGGCAGCCUUGCCCAGAGAGAAAGGGCAGAGGGAGUGAUUUCAAGCUCCGUUUGGCCUGCGGGGUGUGUGGAGAACUGGGAGAGCUCCCAGCGCCGCGGUGUGGUUCAUUCUGCAUGCCCGUUCAGUUGUGUCCAUGUGAAACGAUCCCGGGACGUGGGCAGGCCCUGCUGAGGGCAGCGUGUCCCCUGGGCCUUCAGACAGCGCCACUGGCCACAGCUGCGGAAACAUUAAGGUGUUACAGUGACUGUAUUUCCACUUAUUGGCGCAUUUCUGUCACGGCCACAUCUCUGCUGUCCCCCAUGCCCUGUUUCCCUGCUGUUCUCGCUGUAGAUCUGUGCAUACCAUGUGUUGGAAGAAAGGCCCUGAGAGGCAGCAAGUGGCCGACCUGCUGCUGGGGUGGAUUCGGGGCACGCUGAAACAGCUGGAGCCUCUCUGGGCCUUUAUUGCAGAUGAGGAAGAACGAAGUGUCUGCAAUAUUAACCAGAAACCAUCAAUGCCGGGCUGUGCUUUGUGCUGUGACCGGCCCUCGCUAGGCCCGGGUGCCAGGAGCCGCGGUCAGUGCUGUGGCCCGAAGCCGGGGGUUCCAGCGAGCUCUCUCCUUUCUUCCCUCGGCCUGUCCCCUGUCAGGAGCAGCCUGUGCAUCUCCAGACGCUACAGCUCAGCAUCAGCCUCGCCCUGCUGACCCCGGGCUGAAAGCGACAGCGCCUCGUCUGCUGGGGGAGCCUUUCUCGCACCAUUGAACUCGACGGGCAGAAUUCCCUGCGGGAUCACGGGCUUGGCCGGGCAGGAGCAGCCCUGCCGCCGCCCGCCCCUCGCCCCCCUCGCCUUCCUCCAUCCCCGUCCCGGUGUCGUGCUGAAGCUCUCCUCGGAUGUAGCAUAUUUUUUUAUCCAUGGCAUGCGAUAUAAAUAGCAGUGAGCUGCAUGCGUGUUAGCAGUCAGCAGAGUUGGGGAAGCUGCAAUGUGCUGCCGGCACAGGCUGGGAUUGCUUUGAUUUGGUCUGAGUGCCGCUGGCUGCCCCGGCUGCUGGCGGAGCCUGUCCCGCACCGCUCCCCCCUCAAAGCCCUCCCGCCUCCAUCCAGCCCAGGCACCCCUUGGGAAUCGCAUUGUGCCCGGCUUGCUGCCACCAGGCUCUGGCACGCCAUGGAGCUCGCUCGGAAACAUGCAGGGAAAUGCUGGAGCAAUCUUAGCAAAGUCCUCAGGGGAAAAAAAUCCUGACAUGAGGACAUGGCUGGAAAAUGCCUGGACAAUCCUACUGCUGUCAGACCCCAGAACUGCCCUGCCCGAGGGGUUUGCACCGUGUGUGUGUGUGUGUGUGUGUGAGCAUCACCUCCAGCUACCAGCACCCCAGGAGAAAGGAGCCUUUUAAAAAUAUGGGAUUGCAUCUGCAUGGCUGGGAUUUGUGUCCAGCUGUGGGCAAGGCAGUGUGUUCCUCUGAGAGAAUUCUCAUGCGUGUUCCUCAGCUGGCACAGAAAUAGCAGCCGUGCUUGGUGAUUGCUCACUGACCGUGCACUGAGAUUUCCCUGCCCAGCACAGGCUUUGGAUUCCUGCUGAAAUACAAGGGCUGUACCUGUCCCUCCUAUCUGGUGCACAAACAUGUUUUAAACCUUGAUAAAACAUCUCCUCGAUGUCAUGAGAGGACUGCCAGCAGCAAGAGCCACAGCUCAUCUCUGUGCAAGUAAAACUUAAAAAAACCCAGAGGGUGGUAAAGAAAAAAAAAGUGUCUUUUUCUUCCUGUGAAUUUGUUUAUUAAGUUAUCAGCUAUUGAUAAUUCAGUGUGUACAAUUUUAAUGGCUUUGUACUUCAUACUGGUCCUUCCAGGUAUUUUGCCAUAGUUUUGAAAAAGGGACUUUUAAAGGACUUUUAGACAUACCUUUGGAGCUGCCACAGCUCACCCCAGGAAAAGCCAUCCUGGUGCUGGGAGAGGCUUACAGGAUUACACUGGGCACUGUGGCAGGCUGGUGCUGAGCAGAGGGCUGCAGCAUUGCUGUGGGAUCCCACUGGAGUCAGCUGCAGAGGAGGAUGUCCAAGCUUUAGUAAAUAAACACAAAAUAACCCCCCAGGGCCAGACUGUCGGCCUCUGUCAGCCUGCUAAGCUGUUUUGGGAGGAUUUGGUGUUAUUUCAGUACUGCCUUCUAGGUGAAACAUCUUCAAAGAAGGAGGAGAAUGGCAAAAAUGCCCAGUCCAGCCCUGCCCUGUGACUUGCUCCAUGUCAGGGGUUGGGUUUGCAUCCUCUCUUGUAUCUGGUUUUCCCUCUGUUAUAGCUGUACAUAGAACUGAUGAUUAUUUCAUUAAAGCUGAAUGUACCUGUU